Molecule: messenger RNA, 3015 nt
Organism: Plasmodium coatneyi
Lineage: Eukaryota; Apicomplexa; Aconoidasida; Haemosporida; Plasmodiidae
Exons: 1
Coding region: 1-3015 (1004 amino acids)
Source: RefSeq, a predicted model, not a curated record
AUGGGAAACGAAUGCAGCUGUGGAGAAAUGAACAGCGCGAAAGCGCAAAUGUCUACCGGAGAAACGAACAAAAAGCUGCAAGAUAUACGCCUGUGCUGGGAUGAAGACGUGGGGAAUAACAUCCUAAGCGAAGAUGAAGAGACGGAAGACGACAACUAUUUCUACCGUUUGGAGAGAAAUAAAAAUAUGAAUAAGUCAGGUGAAAAAGAAAAACACAAAGAGGAGGAACAUAUCGAUAAAUCGAAAAUUUUAGCCGAUCAACUAGAAGGAGAGUACACCAUUAACGUGAAAAAAAUACUCAUGUAUGUUAGGGAGUACGAGGACGAUUUUCUCCUUUUCUUUAAAAAGAGAAACGCCACAAGUUUGAUCUUCCUAAAGUAUAUAAUUUUAAAUUACGAAAAAUACAUGCUGCGCAUUGGCGAUACAGGUGUGGUAUACAUCGGGGAGGUCAGUCCAAAUAAUGAGAAGCAUGGGUUAGGAGUGAUCAUUACACCUGACCAGUGUAUGUACAUAGGGGAGUUUGAGAAGGAUCAAAUUACAGGGUUCGGUUUGUAUGUGCAUUUCUCCAAAAGUAUUUAUGUAGGACACUGGAAGGGAGGCAAGACAAAUCACUACGGGAUCUUCACCCAUACAGAUGGUACCUUCUACAAAGGAUUCUGGUCCAAUGACAAACAGAAUGAAAAGGGAAUUGAGCAUGUUAAUGCGAAUUAUGUCUUCUUAGGUAAUUACAGAAGAGGAGAAAAAAAUGGCUUUGGAGCAUUUAUUCUGAAAAAUGAGUCCAUGUAUAUUGGGAAUAUAGAAAAUAAUUGCUUCUCCAAAAAGGGGAUUUACUUUUUUAAUAGGAAAAAAAUGUACAUAACUAACUGGGAGAAAAACUGCAUAGGGGGUGCUUGCGAAAUCGUCUGGUUAGACAGGAGGCAGUUCUAUGGCUAUCACUCUACCAAUAAUAGCAAAGAGGGCAUAGGUAUUUACAAGUGGAAUGAUGGAAGGAUAUACUUUGGAAACUGGUCUAACAAUAAGCAACACGGUUAUGGGGUCUUCAUUGUGAUCAAGCAUAUUAGGGAAUAUGAACGGAGAGAAAAGGCCCCCUUUUUCUUCUUUUUCCAACAGACAAGAAAGGUGAAGGAGUACUUAUUUUUAAAUCUUUUAAAGGAGUCCUUUUUUGAGAAGGGCCGGGUGCGCCGCAAGUUGGAGAAGGCCACCUGGGGAGAAGCCAUAGACCACGGUUCACCACGCGGAACGGCAUGGAAUGACGCUUCGAAAGAGGCACCACCUCAGGAUGAACCCCCAAACGGGAUGACGCCCCAGUGUAACAACCUGGAUGCGUACCUCUUCCUGAGGACGCUACUACGCAUGAGGUAUUACCAGACCUGCCGCUCCUACUUCGACCACCUGCAAAGGAAAAAGUGCAACAGCUUCAAAUUUAACUGCACCUUCUAUGAAAGGGUGAAGGAGCACAUUUGUUCUGUAACGAAUAGCUACUUGAAUCGGCGCAAGGUGAAGGAGCGAUGGGGGGGCAGCGACUCACCUGCGUGGAGCGCCCUCCAGGGGGAGGCAAGCCACGCAAGUGAAGAGACCGACGACACGGAUGACGAAACUGACUAUACGGAUGAAGAGACUGACGAGACAAAUGGAGACAAUGGUGAAGAGAUCCAUCAGGGGAACCACCCCUCCUUCGAAGAUAUUGAACGUCUGAAAAAUUACCUAAGCCGCCUAAACCUGAGCCAUGUCCGCGAAGAGGAUAUCACCCCACAGAGCCCCCUGUUUGCACUUGCAUCUAGUAACCUUGUCCUUAAAUUGGGGAGGUGGGAAAAUGGAAAGUUGCAGGAAUGGAUUCACUCCAGCGAUCGCUCCCGCGCAGCGGGCGGGCACGUCAGGCACAAGGUAGCCAGUCCGUCAAAUAAGCAUGAAAUGUCAUCAAAUGGGAAGAAGGAAAAAAGAAAAAAAAAAGGACGCACGCAGGAAUUGUUCCCCACGCCGUGUAAUCACUGUGUGAUCGAUAAAUUUUUGGACCGAAUGUCUUCCUCUGAGGGGGGCAGCAAUGGAAGCAGUGAGGAGGACAUCCAAAAGAACGGUCAUACGAGCAGUCAUAUGAAAAGCCAAACGAACCACCAACCGCACGAUCACCACAACGAUGGGGGAUACGCCCCCUUCGGUGCUGCUCGCAAAGGGAAGAAGACCCCCGCGGCAAUGCCCAGGAAAGGCCUUCCACGGGGAAUGUCCCCCAUUUUGCAUGACAAACAAAAAGGAACCCGCAGUGAUAGCGGUUCAGGUUACACGAGUGGGGGAAGUUCCUUGGAGAUGACAUCUUCCACGUCCCAUUUGAGAGAUGGUCACCAGGCCACCACCUCUGUCGUAAAGGAGGAGACGGAUGUGCAAAGUAGUUUUACCGAUAUGGACAGCAUAAGGAAGGGAGUAGAUCCAGGGGAAGUCCCAACCGUAAACAUCCUCCACAAGAGCAGUUCCAUUACAUAUGAAGUCACCAAAGAGAGUCAUAAAGUAACAACCCAAGACAGAAAAGUAAAUCGAAUGAACAGAGGAAGCAUCCACAAGGGGGAGAAUGAAGUAGGAGAUAUGGACAGUACUCACGAAAUGAAUGUGCGGCAUGCUUUGCAGGGGGAGAAGGGUUCCCACCUUGGGCAGGAAAGUAACUCUAUAGGGGGGAAGAAACCCGGACAUCGGAACAGAAGCACCAGCCCGAACGAUGCACGUAGGGCCAACAAAUUGCGCCCUCAUUUUCCGGGCCUUCCAGAGAAAGACGAGGAAGGUAUCCUUUCCAGUGUUAACUCUCGCAACUACGAUUUGCCAAAGAAGGGGUUCUCCCUAAUAUGGAGUUUGAAGAGAAUGAAAAAUUCCCAUUUAUCCGCCAAUGAGCACAUGACCUUUGAGGCCCCGAUGGCGUAUGUCGAUGAGGAAGACAGCCAGUCAGGGGUAUGCCAUAAGAAGAAGUCCUUUUUUGGCAAACUCCUCCGGGUGGGCCGCCGUACCGGGGGGGAAGCAAAACGGGAGGAGUAA